ACCGGGGCUUUGACUCGCACAUAGGUUUUUGGUCGGCCGGUCAGUACUACUACAACCACACCAACUGCUACAACCCGGCCAGUUGUGGACUGGACUUCCGACACGGGCUGGAACUUCUAACAAACGCCACCGGAGUCUACUCCACACAACUGUUCACCGAUCGAUGCGUCCAUAUAAUAGAUGAACAUGAUACAUCGCGACCAUUAUUCCUGUAUAUGCCAUACCAAUCACUACAUUCGUCAACGUUCAAAUUGACCUUAGAGGUGCCUCAAAAGUACGUGGAUAAGUUUGAUUAUGUUGUGUCGGGCGUUAGGCGCCGACUGGCGGCUAUGGCUAACAAUAUGGACGAGUCGAUUGGCGUGAUUAUAGAGCGCUUACAUUCCAGGGGAAUGUUAGACAAUAGUGUCGUUAUAUUUGUUAGCGAUAACGGGGGCGACCCCCUACAGCACGUGGGUAAUGGUGGUUCAAAUUAUCCAUUACGUGGGACAAAAUUUGGGUUAUUUGAGGGCGGUAUCAGAGUUCCGGCAUUCAUAUGGAGUCCAUUGUUGAACAAAAGUGGUUACGUAUCGAAUGCAUUGAUUCAUGUGACAGACCUGUUGCCAACCAUAUUGGACGCCAUUAACGGCACCGGUAUUCGCAACGAGAAUAAUAUUUAUGGCAUAUCUCAUUGGGCUACACUAUCUAAUAAUAAACGCCCGGUGCGCACGGAACUCCUACAUAACAUCGACCCCAUAUGGAAUAUGUCGGCCAUUCGGUACUACGACUACAAACUGGUUAAGAGCACCGGACCCGUCAACUCGUCG
This is a messenger RNA of Oppiella nova, 803 nucleotides long. NCBI's taxonomy places the organism in Eukaryota, Metazoa, Arthropoda, Arachnida, Sarcoptiformes, Oppiidae. The record is from the annotation of a GenBank genome assembly.